AUGGCUCGAUCGGUACCCCACUUCCGUGAGGUGGCCUUCAUUGUGGAGAGCGGAGAACCCUAUGAGGUGGCGCACCAUGCCUUGCUGCUAACCUUCGGUUGCGACGCUGUGUUCCCUUACAUGGCAUACGAAGCUUUGCGGGUGCUUGCAAGUGAAGGGAAGUUUGGAGCAGACUGGACCACAGAGACCGGCUUUGCCAAGUACCAGAAGGCUGUUGGCAAAGGCCUUCUGAAGAUUAUGGCGAAGAUGGGCAUCUCCACGUUGAGAAGCUACAAGGGUGCACAGAUCGCUGAUGCCAUUGGCCUCGGCAAGGACCCGUUUUUCUGGUGCUGUGCCGCUGAAGCACGGCCACGGCCAUGGGCAUCGCAGGAGGUGGCUGAGAUGUGCUUCACUGGCAUCGCCAGUCAGCUGGGCGGCUUGGGCUUCGAGCAGAUUGCCUUGAGGUCGUUGGGCGUGCACGAUCGGGGCUUCUCCCCAGAUGGAGGCCUCACGGUGAAGAGCCUCUUUGCCAGCUUGCCGAAUGAGGGCAAAUACCACUAUCGUCAAGGCAAGUCGAUGAUGCCUGUUGGAAAUUCCAUGUUGGCAGUUGGCCCGGAGAAAACUCAUUCUUUGACAGGAAGUGAUGCCGAGAAGCAUUUGAAUGAUCCCAUGGUGAUUGCUAAGCUUCAGGAGGCAGCAAGGACGAAUUCCAGGGCUGCGUAUGCAUCGUUUGCAGCGCUGCACAACAAUUUGGUGAAGGCCUCGUCCAUCCGAGGACAGCUGGACUUCAAGCCGCCGAGGCAAUACGGACGUGCUGCAUUGCCUCUCGAUGCAGUGGAACCUGCCAGCGAGAUUGUGAAGCGCUUCAGAACAGGUGCCAUGUCCUAUGGAUCUAUCUCCAUGGAGGCACACAGCACCUUGGCCAUCGCCUUGAACCGACUGGGUGGCUUCUCCAACACCGGAGAAGGUGGUGAGGAUCCGGCCCGGUAUGAGCCGUUGCCGAACGGAGACUCCUUGAAGUCUGCCAUCAAGCAGGUGGCCUCUGGGCGUUUUGGAGUGACCAUGGAGUACUUGUCCAGUGGCUUGGAACUGCAGAUCAAGAUGGCCCAAGGAGCCAAACCUGGAGAAGGAGGUGAGCUGCCCGGGAAGAAGGUGCAGGGAGGCAUCGCCAAGACUCGCAACUCCACACCGGGCGUUGGCUUGAUCAGCCCUCCGCCCCACCACGACAUUUACUCUAUCGAAGACUUGGCACAGCUGAUUUUCGAUUUGAAGAAUGCCAACCCGGACGCUGGCGUGAGCGUGAAGCUGGUGAGUGAGAUUGGUGUAGGUGUGGUGGCCACUGGAGUGGCCAAAUGUAAGGCGGAUCACAUCUUGAUCAGUGGCUGUGAUGGUGGUACUGGUGCAUCCAAGUGGACUGGCAUCAAGCACGCAGGCGCUCCUUGGGAGAUUGGCUUGGCUGAAACCCACCAGACCCUGGUGCUCAACGGCCUCCGUGGUCGCGUGACCCUCGAGACGGAUGGUCAGCUGCGUACUGGCCGUGACGUGGUCAUCGCUGCGUUGUUGGGAGCAGAACGUUUCGGCUUUGCCACUGCACCGCUGAUCGCUAUGGGAUGCAUUAUGAUGAGGAAGGGUGUGCACGGUGUGCAUUUGAUGUUGUUGUCUAUGGUGUUUGUGGUGAUUCUGCAUGUUUACGAUUUCUAUCCCAAGCAUGGAUAUUGUGGAAUUGGUUUGACAGUUUCUUCAUUUCUGCCCAUCUCCGAUCUCAUCUCUCCCCUGAGGAAAUGCCACCUCAACACAUGCCCUGUGGGCAUUGCCACGCAAGAUCCCGUGCUGCGGAAGAAGUUUGAAGGUCUUCCAGAGCACGUCGUGAAUUACCUCUUGUUGGUCGCUGAGGAGGUGCGUGUGCUGAUGGCAAAGAUGGGCUUCCGCAACAUGGAUGAGCUCAUUGGUCAUGCCGAGGUCUUGAGGCAAGAUCCUUCCGUGCGAGGGCCCCUACAGCUGGAGGCUGUUUUGGCCCCUGCACACCAGCUUCCAGAUGCCGGAAAGAUGGGCAAAGUGGAGAAUCGCAAACUCUACACGCAAGAACACUUCAUGGUUCUCCAGAGGAUGAUCGACAGAACUCUGGUUGAGGAGUGCAAGAUGACCUUCCGCUAUGGUGAGCGCUCGUACGCCGUCAACAACCAGUUGAACAACGCCGAUCGCACAGUCGGAACGCUUCUUUCUCAUGAGAUCUUCAUGCGAUGGGGAUCAAGCUUGCCUCCAGGAACCUGCCACUUGAAGCUCUCUGGAACUUCCGGCCAGUCCUUCGGUGCCUUUGCAGUGAAAGGUGUCUUGCUGGAGCUGGAGGGCGAUUCCCAGGACUACUUUGGCAAGGGCCUCAGCGGCGGUGCACUUGUGGUGUACCCACCGCGCAAGGCCACUUUUGAGGCUGCGAAGAACAUUAUCAUCGGCAACACCGCACUCUAUGGAGCGACCGCGGGUGUGGCCUUUGUGAACGGCAUCGCAGCGGAGCGCUUUGCGGUGCGAAACUCCGGCGUGUGGGCCGUUGUGGAGGGUGCUGGCGACCACUGCUGCGAAUACAUGACAGGUGGUCGAGUCAUGGUGCUCGGAGGUGUUGGAGACAACUUCGGAGCAGGCAUGAGCGGCGGAAUUGCCUGGAUCUAUGAUCCGACGAAGACCUUCGAGAAGAGGGUCUUGCCACAGGACUUGGAGGUGGGCCGCGUGCAGCCUGGCAGCUCCUUGGAUGUUUACGAGAGCGAGGAGAAGGACCUGUUGUCGCUCUUGGAGGCACACAAGAAUUGGACCCACAGUAAGGUGGCCACGGCCAUUUUGGAGAAGUGGCCGGCCAGUGCCACCGACUUCGUGCGGGUCUUCCCCAAGGACCCACGGCACCGCACCGACUUCAAAGCGGCAGUGAAGUCGGCUCUGGAACGCGGUGAGCACUCGCCCAUAGGCUCCAUGCGCGAGUACCUUCCUUCCCAAGAAGUCAUUAACGAUCCUCUGGUCAAGCAGCGGAUCCGAAAGCACCCCAAGGUGAGAAAGAGCUCCACCAUGGGUGAGGGUGAUGGAGAGCCCAAGAGUCUUGAUAUGGAGGACAUGGCCAUCUUCCAGAAGACGACCAAGGGAAAUCGCCCGCAGAAGAUUGAGGAUGCCAAGCUUGUCGCAAGCUCCAACCGAGGCUUCUUGGAAGUUGAUCGUGGGGAUCUGCCGAAGAGAGGAGUGGCAGAGCGCGUUGCGGAUUUCCAAGAGAUUUUGGCAAAGAAAGAUGAGGUGGCUGUCCAGACCCAGGCGUCCAGAUGCAUGGACUGCGGGACCCCGUUCUGUCACCAAAGCGUGACCGAUAAAUCGGGGUGCCCCUUGGGCAAUCUGAUUCCGGAAUGGAAUGACUUGGUGCGCAAGGGCGCGUGGUAUGAUGCUUUCAAGCGCCUCAUGUCCACCAACAACUUCCCGGAAUUCACUGGCCGCGUUUGCCCUGCUCCAUGCGAAGGCGCAUGUACUCUGGGUAUCAUUGACGAUCCUGUCGGCAGCCCAGCCUUGAGCCAUGAACGUAAAGACAGGCUACCGAUCUGCAUCCACAAAAAAACAUGUCAAAGAGGGAUAAACCUUGAGGACAAAAUUAUGUAA
This is a messenger RNA of Durusdinium trenchii, 3603 nucleotides long. NCBI's taxonomy places the organism in Eukaryota, Dinophyceae, Suessiales, Symbiodiniaceae. The record is from the annotation of a GenBank genome assembly.